CUCGUUCCUCUUCAACCUCAUCUUGACUCGCUCGUUGAAAACCCCCGGCGGUUGUGGAGAAGUCUUUGCUGAACUAUACCCAUAUCAUUCACUUUCUCUCCUUCUCAGGAGACUCCCUCCGUUCUUUUUGAUUUCUUAUUGUUUGUUUUCUCGUCAUGACCGAUCGACGCUCCGAUUCUGAAGGUUCGCGCGCGAAACGCCAGAAGAUGGAUAAGGCUUCAACAGACCCUAAGAACAACCCCUAUUUGGCGCAUAUGUAUGAGGAUGAGUCGGCCGAUGGCGCUCUCAGCAAGGGCUCUGCAUUCGCCAAAGUGAAGAGACACCGGACGACUGCCGCCCAGGCCCAGAAGAUUGAAGAUGGCGAUAUCAACCCGUUCACCCAGCAGCCCUUCUCCAACAAGUACUUCUCGAUCAUGAAGGGGCGCCGUGAUUUGCCUGUCCAUGCCCAGAGAGAUGAAUUUUUACAACUCUACCAGCAGUCGCAAAUCCUGGUGUUCGUGGGUGAAACCGGUUCCGGUAAAACGACACAGAUUCCUCAGUUCGUCCUGUUCGAUGACCAGCCGCAAACUCAGCGUAAGAUGGUCGCCUGUACGCAACCCCGUCGAGUGGCGGCCAUGUCCGUCGCCCAGCGUGUGGCGGCAGAAAUGGAUGUCAGGCUGGGAGAAGAAGUGGGUUACAGCAUCCGUUUCGAGGACAAGACGGGCCCCAAGACUCUCCUGAAGUACAUGACGGACGGUAUGCUUUUGCGGGAGGCCAUGCAUGACCAUAACCUAAAUCGCUACAGCACGAUCAUUCUGGACGAGGCUCACGAACGGACCAUGGCGACGGAUGUUCUGAUGGGUUUACUGAAGGAGGUUGUGGUGCGACGCCCGGAUCUGAAGAUCAUCAUCAUGUCUGCGACUCUGGAUGCGCAGAAGUUCCAGCGCUACUUCAUGGAUGCCCCUCUCCUCGCCGUUCCCGGUCGCACCCACCCGGUCGAGAUCUUCUACACCCCCGAACCCGAAAAUGACUACGUGGAGGCCGCCAUCCGCACGGUUCUCCAAAUUCACGCCACCGAGGCAGAUGGUGAUAUCUUAUUGUUCCUGACUGGUGAGGAGGAAAUUGAAGAUGCCUCGCGCAAGAUCUCCCUGGAGGCCGAUGAGAUGACCAGAGAAGUUGGCGCCGGUCCGCUGAAGGUAUACCCGCUCUAUGGCAGUCUGCCGCCGCAUAUGCAGCAACGCAUCUUCGACCCGGCCCCCGGCCCAACGCGCCCCGGAGGUCGCGCUGGGAGAAAGGUCAUCGUGUCGACGAACAUCGCCGAAACUUCGCUGACCAUCGAUGGUAUCGUGUAUGUCGUGGACCCGGGUUUCUCGAAGCAGAAGAUCUACAACCCCCGCAUCCGUGUCGAGUCGCUCUUGGUGUCUCCGAUCUCCAAGGCUUCGGCGCAGCAGCGUGCCGGUCGUGCCGGUCGUACACGUCCCGGAAAGUGCUUCCGCCUUUACACCGAAGGCGCCUUCAAGAAGGAACUGAUCGACCAGACCUACCCUGAGAUCCUGCGCUCCAACCUGUCGUCCACCGUCCUGGAGUUGAAGAAACUUGGUGUCGAUGAUCUGGUCCACUUUGAUUUGAUGGACCCCCCCGCCCCCGAGACCCUGAUGAGAGCCCUGGAGGAGCUCAACUACCUGGCGUGCUUGGAUGACGAGGGCAACCUCACUCCGUUGGGCCGUCUGGCGUCGGAAUUCCCCCUUGACCCCGCCCUGGCGGUCAUGCUGAUCAGCUCGCCCGAGUUCUACUGCUCCAACGAGAUCCUCUCCAUCACGGCCCUUCUGUCCGUCCCCCAGGUCUUCGUGCGACCGGCAUCCCAGCGCAAGCGCGCCGACGAGAUGAAGAACCUCUUCGCUCACCCCGACGGCGACCAACUGACCAUGCUCAACGUCUACCACGCCUUCAAGGGCGCCGACGCCCAGGAAAACCCCAAGCAGUGGUGCCACGACCACUUCCUCUCCCUGCGAUCGCUCCAGUCGGCAGAUAACGUGCGCAUGCAGCUUCUGCGCAUCAUGGAGCGCGAAGAGCUCGAGAUGGUCUCCACUCCCUUCGAGGACAAGAAGUACUACGAGAACAUCCGCCGUGCCCUGUGCGCUGGGUUCUUCAUGCAGGUCGCCAGGAAGGAAAGCCAGGGAAAGAACAUGUACACGACCAUCAAGGACAACCAAAAUGUCUUGUUGCAUCCCUCGACUGUUCUGAGCCACGAAGCUGAAUGGGUCCUGUACAAUGAAUUUGUGCUCACCACUAAGAAUUACAUCCGGACUGUCACCGCCGUCAAGCCUGAGUGGCUCCUGGAUAUCGCCCCCGCAUACUACGACAUCUCAACCUUCGCCAAGGGCGACAUCCGGUCAGCUCUUCUCCGCGCCGCCGAGCGGCUUACGCGCAAGGAGAAGAUGCGUUCUGAGGGAUCACGGAGACGAUAGAUUAUGUGUAUUUGCGGUUUUAGGAGUUCCUUUUUUUAUUUACCCUUUCUAGACAUCUAUUUUAUGUUGAUGAAAUGUUCUUUCUAUUUGGCGUCGUGGCCGGUACGCUUCUGUAGAUUUCCUCUAUCUGUCUUUUUCUUUCAUUUUCUUCUUGUCUAUGCUUAG
Molecule: messenger RNA, 2612 nt
Organism: Aspergillus campestris IBT 28561
Lineage: Eukaryota; Fungi; Ascomycota; Eurotiomycetes; Eurotiales; Aspergillaceae
Product: DEAH-box ATP-dependent RNA helicase PRP43
Exons: 3
Coding region: 156-2447 (763 amino acids)
Cellular component (GO): intracellular anatomical structure; spliceosomal complex
Molecular function (GO): RNA binding; ATP binding; RNA helicase activity
Source: RefSeq, a predicted model, not a curated record